AUAUUAUAUAUGUCGUUUGAGGGACAUUAGGUAUAUCCCGAAUAACUCAAAUAUCAAACCUCCUUGGUGUCUGCAGUCUGCACCAGUGUUAAACUUCUUGCCUUCUUGGCCAGUCCAGUGGCACCAACGUGAAAUGUGACUGUGUGGGUGGUUGGCGAGGUUAGCAACAUCGAAAGAAGUGAUGAAGUGUCAUUCAUUGAGGUUAAGUUGUAUUUCUAACUGUGGAGUUAAUGAAGGGCAAUAUUGCCCGUCACAUUUGAAUUUUUAUUAACAUUUGCUCUGUAAUCAUACUCAAAAUGUACGAGCCAAACGAGAGAAAAGUAGAAAUAGAGAGUAAAUUGGAGAAGGAACUGAGCAACCUCAAUUUGCUCAAGGAGAAAGUGAAUAAAAGUAAUCAGUUAACUAAGAAUAUGGUGAAUAUUUUGUCUUCUUUUGAACAUCGCUUGGCUCGACUGGAAGAGACCAUUCUUCCUGUCUAUAACCAAACAGGGAACUUACAGAAACGACAAGAACAUAUUGAACAUACUUUAAAAGCUUUAGACCAUGUUAUUGCGUUUUAUGGUGUGAGUCAAGAAGUGGAACCAGUCAUUCGUGCUGGACCUGGAUUGAACCCAAAUGGGGAUUCUUGCUUGGAACCUUUCUUACAAGCAAUGAACAAACUUCAAGCAGCUAUGGAGUACUUUCAGACCCACAAUUCUGAAAGUGUUGAACUUGAUAAUGUGAGAACAUUAUUUAAUUCUGGAGGUGAUGCCCUUAAUCGAGAGUUUAAAGAACUUCUUCAACGACAUAACAAACCUGUUCCUCCUGUUAUGUUAUUGGAUUUAGUCAGUCCAGAUGAAGAAACACCUAUGGAAGAUCACUCAGCCUCUCUCAAUCAUCUACCAGACUAUGUCUGUUUAGAGUUACAGCGCAUUGCAGAAUGGCUAAUAAUAAAUAAUCGUGAUGAAUAUAUUAAUGUGUAUGCAACUUUGCGUGGUAAUGUACUACAUAAAUCGCUUCAAAAUUUGAAAGAACAUCAAAGAUCAUCAAGUGGAGGCAGUGUUCAAGGCAUCAAUGCAGCUAAUUCCCCAAUGGUAAAGAUUGUUGUUGAACUGUUGCAGAGAUCAAAAUUCAGACAUGAAACACCUAAUCGACGAGCUUCUAAAAGAUUGCAGCAUGUUUUUGAAAAGAAAGCAAAUAAAAUGUUAUUGAGAGCAUCUCAAACUUUGGAACAUUCCACUGGAUUGACCCUGGGCAGUCGGAGGUCAGGCAUUCUAUUGGCAGCUGAAUCUAGAGAUGAUGCGGUAGAUGAGCAAGAAAUGGACAAUUAUCUUGUGUGUGUGAUGGCACUACAAAAGCUAAUGCAGAGUGAGAGACAUCUCAUGUUGGGCAUUGUUCCUUUGGAUUUGCAGCCAAGAGCAUUUGAAAUAUUAAUCAGAGAUGCUCUUAAUAUGGUGGUACAAGAUGGUGAGAGUAUUGCUGCUCGAGCUAAAAGAUGUAUCAAUCGUCAUGAAUUUGCAGCUGUUCUGGUAGUAUUCCCCAUUUUGAAGCAUCUUCAAUCUAUGCGACCUGAGUUUGAUAAAAUCGUGAAGGGAUGCAGUGAAACUGUUACAUCAAAAUUUUCUUCUAUUCAUAAUACUCUACAUGGAACAGCAGCAAAAGCUCUUGACGAUUUUAUUGAAAGCAUUCGUUCUGAUCCAAGCACUCAACUUCCCAAAGAUGGUACAGUUCAUGAACUGACGAGCAAUGUACUUGUUUUUCUGGAGCAAUUACUUGAUUUCACUGAUACAAUUGGAGGUGUCCUAGCUCAGAACUUGGAAUAUAACAAUGCAUUAGGGCAGUUACCUGGUGGAUAUGGAAGAACAGAUAAAAAUAAAAUUUUAUUGGGAAUGUACAUACAAAAAGUAUUAAUGGAACUGAACCAGACUUUGUGUAAUAAAAGUGAAUUUUAUAGUGAUGUCUAUCUUCGAGCUGUAUUUCGCCUUAACAAUAAUUAUCAUGUUUUAAAGGCUUUACAGCGAUCAGAAUUGGUUCAUCAUGUGCAAUUAUCUAAACCGAAUUUCGAAUCUACUUAUCAUAAAAUGAUAAAUGAUAAUAAAGAUGCAUAUACUCAAAGUUGGGGCAAAGUGCUAAGUAACAUCUGGCCAUUAGAUGACCCACAAUUAGCGAAUUUCAGUGCAUCUAAAAUGCGCGAUAAAGACAGGAGCAUCAUAAAAGAAAAGUUUGCUGGUUUCAACAAAGAAAUGGAGGAAAUUGUUAAAGUGCAACAUGGCUAUUCCAUAGCAGAUGUAGAACUACGGGAAAGUUUAAAACGAGAUAACAAAGAAUUCAUAUGCCCAAAAUAUAAUGCAUUUUAUGAAAAGUUUACAAAAGUGUCGUUUACCAAAAAUCCAGAAAAGUACAUAAAGUACACGCCUGAACAAGUUUCAACAAUGAUCGACCAGUUCUUUGAUGUUGCAGCAUAAAUUUACUGAUGAUAUUUAUUUUUAGAAAUCAUUUGAAAAGUUAUGUUAUUUAUGAUUAUGUAUAUUUUAUCACCGCAAACUUUGUAUUGAAUGCUUAUGUACAUAAUGUUAUUGAUAUUAGCACAUUAAAAAUUAUAUUCAAAAAUAAUUUUGAAUAAUUAUUUAUAUAAAUUUGUUCUGAGAAAUGGUUUAAGAUUCCAUCAAUUGUUUUCAUAGGUGCUUGAGGUUUUCUCCAAUUGACUUUAUAAGAAUAAAGUUUGUCCAUGCUUAUAAACCCUUUAGAUGUGUGAUGCUUCAAACUAAUGGACUAGUGUCCCAGCUUUCAGACCUGCACAACUGUUAACAUAGAAUAAUGGAAAUGUUUAGAAAUUUUUUUAUUAUAUUUUUUUUUAUUGUAAGUAUAAAUUCCUUCCAUUAAAAACUUAAA
Messenger RNA from Gryllus bimaculatus (two-spotted cricket), 2871 nucleotides. Lineage: Eukaryota; Metazoa; Arthropoda; Insecta; Orthoptera; Gryllidae. The record is from the annotation of a GenBank genome assembly.